This is a messenger RNA of Antrostomus carolinensis (chuck-will's-widow), 713 nucleotides long. It is a transcript of the gene NSMF, whose product is annotated as NMDA receptor synaptonuclear signaling and neuronal migration factor. Lineage: Eukaryota; Metazoa; Chordata; Aves; Caprimulgiformes; Caprimulgidae. The record is from RefSeq and is a predicted model, not a curated record. The annotation marks the transcript as partial. The transcript is spliced from 9 exons. Gene Ontology annotation, biological process: regulation of neuronal synaptic plasticity; regulation of neuron migration.
GAAUUUUCGGAAGCACCUCCGCAUGGUGGGGAGCCGAAGGGUUAAAGCACAAACAUUUGCCGAACGGCGUGAGAGGAGCUUCAGCAGGUCCUGGAGUGACCCAACUCCCAUCAAAGCUGAUUCCUUCCAUGACUCUCGAGAAAGCCAUGACCUUCAGGAUUCCUGCGGCACUUUGGAUGGUGACUUUGACUUGAACUGGGAAGCAGAAAAGGAACUUGAAGCCAUGGCAUGUGAUGGAGAAGACUUUAUUCCACCAAAAAUAAUGCUCAUUUCUUCCAAGGUGCCCAAAGCAGAGUAUGUCCCGACAAUUAUCCGCAGGGACGAUCCCUCCAUCAUCCCCAUUCUCUAUGACCAUGAACACGCCACCUUUGAUGACAUCCUAGAGGAAAUAGAGAAGAAGCUUAACAUUUAUCGGAAAGGCUGCAAAAUCUGGAAGAUGCUGAUAUUUUGCCAGGGAGGUCCUGGUCACUUAUACUUGUUAAAGAACAAAGUUGCCACUUUUGCCAAAGUGGAGAAGGAGGAAGAUAUGAUCCUCUUCUGGAAGAGGUUGAGCCGACUGAUGAGUAAAGUCAAUCCUGAACCAAAUAUCAUUCACAUCAUGGGCUGCUAUGUUCUUGGAAACCCCAAUGGGGAGAAGCUAUUUCAGAAUCUGAAAAACUUAAUGAAUCCUUAUAGGGUUGCCUUUGAGUCUCCACUUGAACUAUCAGCUCAAG